AGCCGGCUAUAAGAAGAUGAGCGACUCACCACCCACCCACACCACGGCUCGAUACGACCAAGAAGCCCCCAACUACUCACAAGCAGGCUCGACUGUGGACGGGAGAUCGUCCACUGGAUACAAUAGAACCGACGCAGAUACCAUUUCGCACCAGGAUUCCGUUUUCUCGUAUUAUUCGUUCAGAGACAUGGCCCAAUUCCUCAAGAGUGUUCAUGGGAGACAAUAUAAUGUGCUGAAUGAUGCAUACUUCUUGCCCAGUGACAACACAGAAUGGGAGCGACUGUAA
Molecule: messenger RNA, 286 nt
Organism: Acaulospora colombiana
Lineage: Eukaryota; Fungi; Glomeromycota; Glomeromycetes; Diversisporales; Acaulosporaceae
Source: the annotation of a GenBank genome assembly